Molecule: messenger RNA, 1554 nt
Organism: Closterium sp. Yama58-4
Lineage: Eukaryota; Viridiplantae; Streptophyta; Zygnematophyceae; Desmidiales; Closteriaceae
Source: the annotation of a GenBank genome assembly
AUGGAUGCGGGCCGGAGACGCCAUUUCACUGGAAGGGUGCUCUCCACCACGAACCCAGCAUCCUUCCCGGAUGUGUUUGAUAUGGGCAAGAAGCUGGGUUCGGGGCAGUUCGGCACAACCUAUGUGUGCGUGGAGCGGGCCACAGGACAGGCAUACGCGUGCAAAUGCAUUCCCAAGAGCAAGCUGCUGACGGAGGGAGACGUGGAGGAUGUCCGGCGGGAAGUGGCAAUACUAUACCAUGUGCAGAAUCAACCCAACAUUGUGAACAUCAAGGACGCGUAUGAGGACAAGGAUCACGUGUACAUUGUGAUGGAGCUGUGCACGGGAGGAGAGCUCUACGACACGAUUAUAAAGAGGAUAGAGGCCAGAGGAGUGCCUUACUCGGAGAAGGACGCAGCAGAGAUGGCGAAGGUGAUAGUGCGAGUGGUGGAGUGCUGUCACUCGCUGGGCGUCGUACACAGGGACCUCAAGCCCGAGAAUUUCCUGCUUUCCAGCAAGGACGAGGCCACGGCUGAGCUCAAGGCCACGGAUUUUGGCCUUUCUUGCUUCUACAAAGGCGAGGGCAUGUCGCGGCACUGUGGCAGCCCCAUGUACAUGGCGCCCGAGGUCAUCAAGUGGCGGCCAGGGGCGUUCAUCAUGGCCAAGCGCCCGCCCAAGUACGGCCCAGAGGUGGACGUGUGGAGCGCAGGCGUCAUCAUCUACGCCCUGCUCUGUGGCUUCCCACCCUUCUACCACCGGAGCCAUUCCACCAAGGAGAUAUUCAAGGCAGUGCUGCGAGGCAACCCCACAUUCGCCAUAGCGCCGUGGCCGUCCAUCUCGGACCAUGCCAAGGAGCUCGUCAAGGCCAUGCUCCACCCCGACCCCUCCAAGCGCCCCACCGCCCACCAAGUGCUCUGCCAUCCGUGGUUGUCAGAGGGCAUGUCAUACGUCGAGCCUCUGCCUCCGGUGGUGCUGACGCGGCUGAAGCAGUUCACAUCCAUGGUCAAGAUGAAGAGAAUGGCCAUGAAGGUAAUUGCAGAGUCCUUGAGAGAGGAGGAAAUUCGUGGGCUGAGGGAGAUGUUUCAGGCCAUGGACACGGACCGCAGCGGCACCAUCACAGUGGAGGAGCUACGGGCGGGGCUCAGGAAAUUCGGGGCGCAGCUGAGCGAUCUAGAGAUCAACAAGCUCAUGGAAGAGACGGACAUAGACCAGAGUGGGGAGAUAGAAUAUGGAGAGUUUCUCGCGGCCACGAUGCAUCUGAGCAAGCUGGACCAGCAGGAGAAUCUGCUGCGCGCCUUUGCGUUCUUCGACCGUGACGGCAGCGGCAACAUUACGUUGGACGAGCUGCAAAAGGCGUGUGAGGAGCUCAAGAUGAGCCGCAAGGAGAUUGAGGCGAUGAUGCGCGAGGUGGACGAGAACAAUGAUGGCACGAUAGACUAUAACGAGUUUGUGGCGAUGAUGCGGGAGUCGCAGAUGCACGGGUUGAGUCGCAGAGACAUCCUGAACGGCCAUGCCGGGCUGACAGACGUGGAGAUGAACAGCCAGUCCUUCCGCCAGCUCAUGUCCAUUGACUGA